ACGUUAAUACUUUACUAAUGAUGUGAUGAAGUUUCCCAUAUGUGGACAAACUUGACAACCAACAUUGACUUGACUCUUCAUCAUUCCAACAUAUCAUCUAAAUAAAUCACACACCCUCUAUAAAUCACACACCCCUUCAAUUAUUCUUUAGCUUGUACCUAUCCAAGUAAUAUUUCUUAAUCAUAUCCAUUGCAACUAUAAAUAUUUCACAUUUCAUAUUUUCACCCUUCUCAUAUCGAUCUAUUAACAUAAUAAAAUUAGUGUUCGUAAGAUAAGAUCAUGGUUAUUGUUUCAACACCGCCGGAAGCAAAAACCGAAAGCAUGAUGGCUGCUUCAUCAUCAUCAUCAACAUCAAGCAUCAUAACCAUGCAUCAUGACAUCAUCCAUACACACAUCCUCACACGCCUUGACGCCGCCACGCUGGCAACAACCGCUUCCACUUGCUCGCACCUCCGCGACCUCUGUAUAGACGACAGUCUCUGGCGAAAAAUCUGCACCGCCACGUGGCCUUCCUUAGUAGACCCCACCACCUGCCACAUCAUCUCCACUUUCCCAAACCGCCACCGUUCGCUCUUCUCCGACGCAUUCCCCGCACUUCAUCAUUUCUCUUGCAAUUCAAAUCGUCCGUCGUCUCCUCCUCCGGCAGAGAUCAUUUCCGCCGUGGAUAUUUUCUACAAAGGUAAGCCGGUGUUUUCGAGAGUUCGGCGAACCGAAACAACGAAGAACUCAUUUCUAUCCUCGCCGCUGUGGAUUGAAAUUCUGGAACCGAACGAGUUAAUUCCGACGCCGGUGAAGUUCGUAAGAAAAGACGAAGAAUUAAUGAAGCAUUUGGAAGAGAAUUUAUGUUUAAGCUGGAUCCUAAUCGAUCCAACCGGAAAACGAUCGGCAAAUGUUUCGAGUCGGAAGCCGGUUUUAGUACGGCGGCACUGGCUCACAAGAGACGUGGAGAUUCUAUUUGCAGUGACGAUGGCGGGGGAGCCGCGACGCACGACGGAGAGUGUACAGUGUAUGGUGAAGGUCACGUGCUGUGGGAAAGUAGGAGGGGAGUUGCACGUGAGGGAGGUGAAUUUAGUGAUGGAGGAUAUGGAAGGAGGGAAGGUGAGUGGGAAAGAAGGGGUUAUAAUUUUGCAGAAGGCGAUGGAGUUUGGGGAGAGGAAGAAAGUGGGUGAAGUGGGAGAGAUGACGGAGAGGUUUGAUAGAUUUUUGGGUAUGAUUAGGGAGAGGAGAGAGAGGAGACAUAGAAGACAGAGGGAACGUGAUGGUGUUUCUAUGGUGGUUGCGUUCAUUGUUUGCAUUUGGUUAUGUUACCUAGCUGGUUUUUGAGGGAGGCCUUGACUUUUACUACAAUAUACAGUGAUUGUGAAAAUUUAUAUUAAAAAGAUUAGAUCCAAAUUUAUACAAGUAAACUAAUUCUUUAGCUUGAAGAAUUACAUUAUAGAGAAAAAAUGUAUUUACUAGUGUCCUUGUAUGUAUUAUCUUACAUAAUGAAGAUAUUAUCUUUUGGUA
Lathyrus oleraceus (garden pea) is the source of this 1506-nucleotide messenger RNA. Its product is annotated as F-box protein At2g27310. The record is from RefSeq and is a predicted model, not a curated record. Gene Ontology annotation, molecular function: protein binding. NCBI's taxonomy places the organism in Eukaryota, Viridiplantae, Streptophyta, Magnoliopsida, Fabales, Fabaceae. The coding region runs from base 280 to 1323 and encodes 347 amino acids. The transcript has a single exon.